This is a messenger RNA of Lathyrus sativus (Indian pea), 900 nucleotides long. The record is from the annotation of a GenBank genome assembly. NCBI's taxonomy places the organism in Eukaryota, Viridiplantae, Streptophyta, Magnoliopsida, Fabales, Fabaceae.
AUGGUUUUUGCGAAGUCUCAGAAGUCGAAGGCUUACUUCAAGAGAUACCAAGUCAAGUUUAAGAGAAGGAGAGAGGGUAAGACUGAUUACCGUGCUCGGAUUCGGUUGAUCAAUCAGGAUAAGAAUAAGUACAACACACCAAAGUACCGAUUUGUUGUUCGAUUUACCAACAAAGAUAUUGUUGCACAAAUAGUAUCUGCCAGUAUUGCUGGUGAUAUUGUUCUUGCUGCUGCAUAUUCACAUGAGCUGCCACACUUUGGUCUUGAAGUAGGUCUUACCAAUUAUGCUGCAGCUUAUUGUACUGGACUCCUCUUGGCCCGUCGGGUUCUUAAGACACUUGAGAUGGAUGACGAGUAUGAGGGGAAUGUUGAGGCUACCGGAGAGGAUUAUUCUGUGGAGCCAGCUGAUUCCAGGAGGCCAUUCCGUGCUCUCCUUGAUGUUGGUCUUGUUAAGACCACAACUGGAAACCGUGUCUUUGGUGCUCUGAAGGGAGCACUGGAUGGUGGUUUGGAUAUUCCUCACAGUGACAAAAGGUUUGCUGGUUUCGAUAAGGAAAAGAAGGAGCUUGAUGCUGAGGUUCACCGCAAAUAUAUCUUUGGUGGACAUGUUGCUGCCUAUAUGAAGACUUUGAAUGAAGAUGAACCAGAGAAAUAUCAGACUCAUUUCAGUGAGUAUAUUAAGAAAGGAAUUGAGGCCGAUGGGCUUGAGGAGCUUUACAAGAAGGUUCAUGCUGCCAUCCGUGCAGACCCUACAAUUAAGAAAUCAGAGAAGAAGCCUCCAACACAGCACAAGAGAUAUAAUUUGAAGAAACUUACCUACGAGGAGAGGAGAGCUAAGUUGAUCACCCGCUUGGAAAAUCUUAACUCUGCUGUUGACGAAGAUGAUGAGGAUGAUGAGUGA